Nyctereutes procyonoides (raccoon dog) is the source of this 3545-nucleotide messenger RNA. RefSeq names its product mitogen-activated protein kinase kinase kinase 10 (gene MAP3K10). Lineage: Eukaryota; Metazoa; Chordata; Mammalia; Carnivora; Canidae. Gene Ontology annotation, molecular function: JUN kinase kinase kinase activity; protein binding; ATP binding. Gene Ontology annotation, biological process: positive regulation of apoptotic process; protein phosphorylation. The transcript is spliced from 10 exons. The record is from RefSeq and is a predicted model, not a curated record. Bases 564 to 3374 code for a protein of 936 amino acids.
CGCGGGCGGGGGCAGGGCUGGGGCCGACCGGGAGGCCGGUGCUGAGGAUGGGGGCUGCCCGGCCGCCCCGCGCGUGAGAAGGCCGAGGGGCGCGCCACCCCGUUCCGGGGCGGGCGCCCCCCGGGCCCUGCCACCCCCACCCCGCCCGGCUGUCGUGGCCCGGGAUGCGGAGCCGGGGGCCGCCGGUGGAGCUGCGCGGGGUGAGAGGCGCGGGGAAGGGGGCUGCCUGCUUCCCUCACCCUCGUCCCCCACCGGCGGGCCCCGGCAGGAAUUCGGGAGCCGCGCGGCCCGGCCCUCUUAGCGCCCUGACGUUUGGGGGGGACAGGUGAACCCGCCGCCCUACCCGCACCCCGCCCCCCCCGGGCAGCUGAAUCAGAGGGGACGACCCUGCCCUCUUAAGGAGGCUUUUUGUUGCUCCUGCGGAGGGCCCCCCGAGCCAUGGCCACCAGGAGCCCCCUAGAACCUGCAGGGACUGCCCCCCAUCCUGGCCGCCGGGGCCCGCCCUCUGUAUCCCGCGGGCAGCCAGUGUGAAGCGGCCUCCCGCAGCCCCCGGCCCCUCCCCCAUGGAGGAGGAGGAGGGGGGGACGGCCAAGGAGUGGGGCACGACCCCCACGGGGCCCGUCUGGACCGCGGUGUUCGACUACGAGGCGGCGGGCGAUGAGGAGCUGACCCUGCGGAGGGGCGACCGCGUCCAGGUGCUUUCCCAGGACUGUGCGGUGUCGGGCGACGAGGGCUGGUGGACCGGGCAGCUACCCAGCGGCCGUGUGGGCGUCUUCCCCAGCAACUACGUAGCCCCCGGCGCUCCCGCCGCGCCCGCGGGCCUCCAGCUGCCCCAGGAGAUCCCCUUCCACGAGCUGCAGCUAGAGGAGAUCAUCGGUGUAGGGGGCUUUGGCAAGGUCUACCGGGCCCUAUGGCGCGGCGAGGAGGUGGCUGUCAAGGCCGCCCGGCUGGACCCUGAGCGGGACCCGGCAGUGACAGCAGAGCAGGUGCGCCAGGAGGCCCGGCUCUUCGGAGCCCUGAAGCACCCCAACAUCAUUGCCCUCAGAGGUGCCUGCCUCAGCCCCCCACACCUCUGCCUGGUGAUGGAGUAUGCCAGGGGGGGCGCACUGAGCAGGGUGCUGGCAGGCCGCCGGGUGCCCCCUCAUGUGCUGGUCAACUGGGCUGUGCAGGUGGCCCGGGGCAUGAACUACCUACACAAUGAUGCCCCCGUGCCCAUCAUCCACCGGGACCUCAAGUCCAUCAACAUCCUUAUUCUGGAGGCCAUCGAGAACCACAACCUCGCAGACACGGUGCUCAAGAUCACAGACUUCGGCCUCGCCCGUGAGUGGCACAAGACCACCAAAAUGAGCGCUGCGGGGACUUAUGCCUGGAUGGCUCCAGAGGUUAUCCGUCUCUCCCUCUUCUCCAAAAGCAGUGACGUCUGGAGCUUCGGGGUGCUGCUCUGGGAGCUGCUGACGGGUGAGGUCCCCUACCGUGAAAUCGACGCCUUGGCCGUGGCAUACGGCGUGGCUAUGAACAAGCUGACGCUGCCCAUCCCCUCUACGUGCCCCGAGCCCUUUGCCCGCCUACUGGAGGAAUGCUGGGACCCAGACCCCCACGGGCGGCCAGAUUUCGGCAGCAUCUUGAAGCAGCUUGAAGUCAUCGAACAGUCAGCCCUGUUCCAGAUGCCCCUGGAGUCCUUCCAUUCGCUGCAGGAAGACUGGAAGCUGGAGAUUCAGCACAUGUUCGAUGACCUCCGGACCAAAGAGAAGGAGCUCCGGAGCCGGGAGGAGGAGUUGUUGCGGGCCGCCCAGGAGCAGCGCUUCCAGGAGGAGCAGCUGCGGCGGCGGGAGCAGGAGCUGGCGGAGCGCGAGAUGGACAUCGUGGAGCGGGAGCUGCACCUGCUCAUGUGCCAGAUGAGCCAGGAGAAGCCCAGGGUCCGCAAACGCAAGGGCAACUUCAAGCGUAGCCGCCUGCUCAAGCUGCGGGAAGGUGGCAGCCACAUCAGCCUCCCCUCCGGCUUCGAGCAUAAGAUCACAGUCCAGGCCUCUCCAACCCUGGACAAGCGGAAAGGAUCCGACGGGGCCAGCCCCCCCGCAAGCCCCAGCAUCAUCCCCCGGCUGAGGGCCAUUCGCCUGACUCCUGUGGAUGGUGGUGGCAGCAGCAGUGGCAGCAGCAGUGGCGGCAGUGGGACAUGGGGCCGCAGCGGGCCCCCAAAGAAGGAAGAACUGGUUGGAGGCAAGAAGAAGGGCCGCACAUGGGGACCCAGCUCCACCCUGCAGAAGGAGCGGGCUGGAGGGGAGGAGAGGCUGAAGGCCCUGGGGGAAGGAAGCAAACAGUGGUCAUCAAGCGCCCCCAACCUGGGCAAAUCCCCCAAACACACACCGAUAGCCCCAGGCUUCGCCAGCCUCAACGAGAUGGAGGAGUUCGCGGAGGCGGACGGAGGCAGCGUGCCGCCCUCCCCCUACACCACCCCGUCCUACCUCACUGUGCCGCUGCCGCCCGAGCCCUCCCCGGGGGCGCCCACGCCCCUGUCCCGGCUGGGCCACGGCGGCCGGCGGCGCUGCGAGCUGGCUCUGCUGGGCUGCGCCACGCUGCUGGGCGCCGUGGGUCUGGGCGCCGACGUGGCCGAGGCGCGGGCGGCCGACGGCGAGGAGCAGCGGCGCUGGCUGGACGGCCUCUUCCCCCGCGCCGGGCGCUUCCCGCGGGGCCUCAGCCCGCCUGGCCGCUCGCCCGGCCGCCGCGACGACGCGGCCCCCGGCCCGGGCCUGGCGCCCUCGGCCACCCUCGUGUCGCUGUCGUCCGUGUCCGACUGCAACUCCACGCGUUCGCUGCUGCGCUCCGACAGCGACGAGGCCGCGCCGGCCGCGCCCUCCCCGCCGCCCUCCCCGCCCGGCACCAACCCCCUGGUGGACCUGGAGCUGGAGACCUUCAAGAAAGACCCCCGCCAGUCGCUCACACCCACCCACGUCACGGCCGCGCGCGCAGUGAGCCGUGGGCACCGGCGGACGCCGUCGGACGGGGCGCUGGGGCAGCGGGGGGCGCCCGAGCCCGCGGCUCCCCGCCCUGGCCCUCCUCGAGACCCCCUGGACUUUCCCCGCCUGCCCGACCCCCAGACCCUGUUCCCGACCCACCGUCGGCCCCCCGAGUUCCCUGGCCGCCCUACCACCCUGACUUUUGCCCCAAGACCCCGGCCGGCUGCCAGCCGCCCCCGCCUGGACCCCUGGAAACUGGUCUCCUUUGGCCGGACACUGAGCAUCUCGCCUCCCAGCAGGCCGGACACCCCAGAGAGCCCUGGACCCCCCGGCAUGCAGCCCACGCUGCUUGACAUGGACAUGGAGGGGCAGAGCCAGGACAGCACAGUGCCCCUGUGCGGGACCCAUGGCUCCCACUGAACCCUGCCCUCCACCGCCCGCCUGGGCAGCCAUGAAUGUAGCGCCCCAGGCCCCGCCCCAGCCUGCCAUGCCACAAGGCGGGGGAGGCCCUGGGCAGGAUACUCACUAUUUAUUGGGGAAGGGGGGAGGGGGUCACUUAAUUUAUUCCUUUGUACCCCAGAGGGUGGGGCC